Molecule: messenger RNA, 3979 nt
Organism: Kockovaella imperatae
Lineage: Eukaryota; Fungi; Basidiomycota; Tremellomycetes; Tremellales; Cuniculitremaceae
Exons: 5
Coding region: 464-3910 (1148 amino acids)
Biological process (GO): protein phosphorylation; intracellular signal transduction
Cellular component (GO): cytoplasm
Molecular function (GO): protein serine/threonine kinase activity; ATP binding
Source: RefSeq, a predicted model, not a curated record
CUGACAUCGUAUCGUGAACCCCAAGACACACUUUCUCUCUCUCAUCCAGCUCACACUUAUUGUUCCUCCAAGGAUCUACCGUCGCCGUGAUCUUCGCGAACCAUCACAUCGCUCACGCUGAUCGCAAGGACACUGCCGACGAUCAAAGAGGGAGGGGAGGCGACCAUAUUUUGUUUUUGGGCGGACGCCCUUUCCAAGCUUAAACGCCCGAUUUCCCCUUUCACAAUAGCAGGACGUCCCUCUUGCAGUCCUGUGCAAAGUCAUUCAUUCGACGUUCCCCGUGAACGCCUAUUGCAGGACUCAUCCGUGCUUUGCUCCUGCUCUGUCGAACUCUAGCGUACUUGGAAAUCCAUUGUAGUCCCAGACACGAACCUGGCAUCAAAAGCACGACCUUGGUUGGACCCCUUACGCUUCAAUUCAUGGUCCUUCCCUGGCCACUCGUCGAAUCUAGGGUGGGUUCGACAUGGGCGAAUAUCGAGCUCGUGGAAAUCAUCACCAUCUUGGGGCCAGCUCGAGCAACAACAAACACGCUGAGCUGAUCAAUGCGUACCAAGAAUUGGGCAGGGAGCUUGGCAGUGAAAAGCUGACCAUUGUUGGAGGGUAUACUCUGGGUCGAGUUAUUGGAGAAGGGACCUAUGGAUCUGUUCACCUGGCCAUUCAUCGCCUCACCGGUACUCGAUGUGCCAUCAAAAAGAUUCCCAAAUCACAGACACCAAGCCUGACCAGAGAGAUUCAUCAUCAUCGACGUCUACACCAUCCAUCCAUCGUGCAGCUGUAUGAAAUCAUUGCCACGGAAUCACACAUAUGGCUUGUCUUCGAGCUAUGCUCCGGUGGAGAGCUUUUCGACUAUCUGGUGGAGAAGAAAAGGUUUCAAGAAGGCGAGGCCCGUAGGCUGUUCGGGGAGCUCGUCGUUGCAGUGGGCUACUUGCACCGUCAAGGAGUUGUCCAUCGAGAUCUCAAGUUGGAAAACGUCCUGUUGGAUGGUCAUCUCCGAGUCAAGUUGGGUGAUUUGGGAUUCGCCAGGGAGUUUAGGAGGGGUCAACUAAUGGAUACUUUCUGCGGCACAAUGGGAUAUGCGAGCCCUGAAAUGCUUGCUGGGCGCAAAUACCUUGGAGUCGAAACGGACAUCUGGUCUCUUGGCAUAAUCCUGUAUACACUGCUUUGUGGCGGUAUGCCGUUUGAUGAAGACGAUGAGCCUGCCAUGCGGGCUCAGAUCACGAAGGGCGAAUAUGAGGAGCCGGAUUGGAUCAGCGAGGAAUCCAAGCAGUUGAUUCGAAGCUUGCUCAAAACAGAUCCCUCUGAGCGACUGACCAUCGAAGGGAUCCUCUCUCAUCCAUGGUUCAAAAUGACCAUCCGCGAUCAUCCAGAUACGGCCGACACACCUAUGGACCCCGCUCCCAUACCAGUCUCGCCCCUCGGCCUCCCGAUCGUAAGCUCUUCCGCCAAGCCCAGUCCAUUCGUUCCUCCACAUGUGGCUUCCAGGCCAGCUCUGUCACCAUCUCCCUUGGGCUCAUCCCAAACCGUCAAUCCACCAGGACCCUCGUCAGAUUGCUCCGACAAUAGUCAAGAUUUCACGGACAGUGAGCAGGGUCAGCCCCCAAGCGACAGCACCGCACCAACGACUAUCGACGACGAUGAUCUCGCCAAGUCGUUGCCUCGGAACCACAGCAUUGAAUUCAGUCCGACUGAGCAUUUGCUAGAGCUCCUGCAUCCCAAUGCUAGCCAAUCGACCUUGCGCCGCUCGGGAAGCGAUGGUACCGUGUCGGCAUCGACCCUCAAGAGUAAGGUGGCUAUGCGCACAGCCCUGGAGGGUCAGCCAGAGGAAGACGAAGAUUCGCUCACCGAGGACCAUCUUGGUACAUUGGCACCUUCAAGUCCAUACCUGACCGCUCUCACGCAUUCGCGGACCCCGUCACGCACCAAGCGCCGUUCUGUUUCCUCGUCCUUAACGAUGGAGAGGCGAGCAUCCUAUAUCAGUAAUUCAGGCGAUUUCGAUAUCCAGCCGUUAAUCGACUACGCCUCCCAGCUAAAAAGAGAGCGGUCAGCAGUAUUCUCCACGGCCCCUGAAAAGGCCUUGCUCGAGUCGUUCAGAUUGAUCGGUUUGGACGCAGAGCAGAUGCAACACUCUGUCAAAAACAAUGCCUGUGAUGCGUCGGCUGCCAUGUGGUGGAUCGUCCGCACGAAGACAAGUGACUCGUUCAUUGACGUAUCUCGACAAACAGAUUCCAAGGCAGAGAACAGGAGACGAGCCUCUCCAGACCGAUCAGGAGGCGAACACUCGGAUGCUCAGGAAGUGCGUAGCUUGUCUGAUCAGGAGAAGCACGCUCGGCAAAAUGCUCCCAAAAAUGUUACCGAUCAGGAAAAGCAUGCCCGAGGCGACGAGACGACCAAAAACCGCUCGCCAGAUCGAAGCGGGAAGACCUCGCCGCCCAUCGAUGCCUCUCAGACCAGCCCCACGAAAACGCCGACGUCAACGCCCAGCUCGCCCUUCCGCAAGGCGCGAUCGCCGUCCCUAAGCAUGCUGCAACGCGCAACCUCGGCAUUCACAGGCAAGAGGAAUGAGGAUAAGGACGAAUCAGAAGACGGGACGCCAAAGGCUGACACGUGGAACGGUUCCCCUUCUAAGCUCCAGAAGGCUCCACCAAGAGUCAAGCGGCCAGAGAUCGAUUCCGCCGCUACACCACUUGUCCCUCUAAAUUCACCGAUAAACGGGAUUGGCCAGUCUAGUUCUGCCUCCUUCAAAACAGGGUCGCUGAGACAGGAGAGAGUCAAGCGCGACAGUCUUUGGGCAGCCUUCCGUUACUUUUUCAACGAAGACAAGCGUCGUCGAAGGGAUGUCACCGGUGGACAUGCUAAGAUCGGUUCAGAAACAAGUGCCUCCGCGACCGUGGUCCUUUCUCGCGGGCCUGUAGCUAGGCAUCACGCCGGACCUGUUCGUACUCCCCAGCCGUUGCCAGCGCACAAGCGAACUUCUAUCGAUGGGCGACCACCGCUUUAUUCUCGACGUUCGAGCAGUGUCAAUUCACGUCGAUCCAGCAUCACUUCCACCAUGGUUCCCCCGGAUCACCGCGAAGUAAUAAAUACGCUCGCUCGGCGGGUAUCGCAUCAGAGCCACGGAUCGCAGACUCCAACAUCGGAGCACGAGAUUGAAUUUCCCACAAGGGUAGACUCCGCGACCUCGCUGGUGCUCCGUCAUCAAUCUUCAUCCAUACGCUCGCCCUCAAUGCAAUCUGAGACUUCGGGUCGCUUUUUGGGCUCUGCGCCUGCCUCGCCGCUGCAUGACUACCACCGCCGCGCACCGGCAGGGUCAUCUUCGACCCGUGUUCGCCACUUCAGAGUAAUACCCGAGGCCACCAUUCAGCGAACCUCCUCGGUGGCAAGCAGCGUCAGAUCGACCGCUUCAUCCCGAACAUCUUCCAUUGAUAAAGGCUGGCAAGGGUCAGGCGGAGACGAAACGUCAGUCAGCUCCAAGCGCGCGAAGGAUCGGAAGAGAGCUUCUCCCAAGCCACGAACCAGAGUCAUGAGAACGACGAAUUCCAAGCCUCCUCUGAGAGACGUCUUUGAAGACAAGGACGAGGAAUGGGUUGACGAGGACGAGUAUGGUAAUGAGCGCAGAGCCUUCGCAGGUGGCGUUGGUCAGGGCGGGCACACCGUGGUGAAAAAUUCGGAUGUCAGAGCAGCAACUCAUCCUGGAAACUGGAGCGCUGGUCAUCAUCGUCGGAAACAUCACAAACACGGCCAACCGAGGUCUAGGCGAGGCAGCACUGACGAGGCGACCGUUUCUCAAGAGCAGACGACGACUAAGGCACGCAAUUUUGCAGAGACUAAUGUGGCUUACCGAAGAGUUGGACUUCCCGUUGCCAGCUCUAGACAACCAGUUGUAAUGGAAGAAGACGAAGGAGAAGAGUAGUCUGUAGCUACUAGGUGAUAAGAGCCACUAGUGAUCUUGCCCGCACAUUGACUAUGCAUAUCUUGGAGA